Molecule: messenger RNA, 363 nt
Organism: Macrosiphum euphorbiae (potato aphid)
Lineage: Eukaryota; Metazoa; Arthropoda; Insecta; Hemiptera; Aphididae
Source: the annotation of a GenBank genome assembly
AUGUCAUCCUUACCGCUAUAUGAACCACAGUAUUUUGGACAAGAACCAAUAGGAACCAAAAACGAUGGUGAUAUGCCGAUUGUUUAUGUCGGGAGACAGAAUGAAGAAGAACCAGUAAGGAUAGAAAAUUAUGACAAUUUAUCAAUUAAUGUUCACUUCAGGAGACCGAAUGAAGAAGUUGAAAAUAUGAGAGAAAUCAUUGUCUGCGUCACAUGUUUGAACGAGGAAUCAAAUGUGGUAUUACGGCCAUGUAACCAUACAUGUUUAUGUGGUGCAUGCUAUGAAGGGUUAACUAGAUUGGUUUGCCCACUAUGCCGAGAACCUAUAAGAGAGAUUGUUGUAUUUUUAAUUAACAUUAGUUGA